This is a messenger RNA of Lecanosticta acicola, 1775 nucleotides long. The record is from the annotation of a GenBank genome assembly. NCBI's taxonomy places the organism in Eukaryota, Fungi, Ascomycota, Dothideomycetes, Mycosphaerellales, Mycosphaerellaceae.
AUGUUCCGAAUCGGCAACAUCUACGUGAUCGCCGCCGUCGCCGUCGUCGGUGGCGGCCUGUUCGGCUUCGACAUCUCCUCCAUGAGCGCCAUCAUCGGCACCCAGGCCUACCUCUGCUACUUCAACCAGGGCCCCGACGGUCCCCCCUUCAACCAUGCCGCCCAAUGCUCCGGUCCCCGCGCCUCCGUCCAGGGCGGCAUCACCGCCGCCAUGCCCGCCGGCUCCUGGCUCGGCGCCCUGAUCUCCGGCUACCUCUCGGAUAUCUUUGGCCGCAAGAAGUCCAUCAUGAUCGGAUGCAUCAUCUGGGUCAUCGGGAGCACCAUCAUCUGCGCCUCGCAGAAUAUCGGCAUGCUCGUCGCCGGGCGUGUCAUCAACGGCCUCUGCGUCGGCAUCGAGUCGGCUCAGGUCCCCGUCUACGUCUCCGAGAUCGCCCCUCCCUCCAAGCGUGGACGACUCGUCGCCUUCCAGCAGUGGGCCAUCACGUGGGGCAUCCUCAUCCUCUACUACAUCUCAUACGGCGCCUCCUUCAUCGGUGGUCAGUCCGCCUCCACCUACACCACCGCACAGUUCCGUCUGCCGUGGGGUCUCCAGAUGCUCCCGGCGGUCCUGCUCUUCGUCGCCAUGAUCUUCCUGCCAGAAUCCCCCAGAUGGCUCGCACGCAAGGACCGCUGGGAGGAAUGCCACGACGUCCUCUCUCUGGUCCACGGAAAGGGCAACCCCAACAGCCCACUCGUCACCCAGGAACUCGCCGACAUCCGCGACAUGUGCGAGUUCGAAGCCCGCCACUCGGAUGUUACAUACUGGGAGCUGCUCACGCCCAAGUACCUCAAUCGCACUCACGUCGGUAUCUUCACCCAGGUCUGGUCUCAGCUUACCGGCAUGAACGUCAUGAUGUACUACGUAAGACAAUCCCCUCAUCAUCAUCCUCAUGACUUGAUCUUGUUCCUCGCUGACUUGACAAAAGAUCACCUACGUCUUCGCCAUGACUGGCUACACCGGAAACGCCAACCUGCUUGCGUCUUCGAUUCAGUACAUCAUCAACGUCCUCAUGACUGUUCCAGCUCGUAAGUUCGCGGAAGAAGUCUCCCUCUUCGUGUCACAUCUGCUGACCUCUCCCAGUAAUCUGGCUUGAUCGUUGGGGACGUCGACCGACACUCAUUGUCGGCGCCACUCUCAUGAUGAUCUGGAUGUACGGCAAUGCAGGCCUCUUUGCCACCUAUGGCGUCCCUCAACCGGGCGGUCUCAACAACGUCGCGGCCGAAUCGAUGCUCAUCAAGGGCGCACCGGGCAAGGCCGUCAUUGCCUUCACCUACCUCUUUGUCGCCUCCUACGCGCCCACCUGGGGCCCUGUCAGUUGGGUGUAUCCCCCCGAGCUUUACCCUCUCCGUGUGAGGGGCAAGGCGGUUGCGCUCGCAACCUCGGCCAACUGGGCGUUCAACACUGCAUUGGGUGCGUUUGUCCCGCCGGCCUUUGCAAACAUCUCGUGGAAAGUGUACAUCAUCUUCGGCACCUUCUGUGCGGCCAUGUUGAUUCACGUCAUCUUCCUCUUCCCGGAGACUGCCGGCAAGACGUUGGAAGAAGUCGAGCUCAUGUUCGAGGAUCCAAACGGUAUUCCACACAUCGGCACUCCUGCUUGGAAGACCAAGGUCGAGUAUGGACAUGCCCUGGCGUUUGAGAAGGGGGAUGUCGCAGCGCACAAGAAGCUGCAAGGAGACGAGAGUGAUGAAAUCGAGAGGAAAGAGAGUAUUGAGCCCAAGGCGCACCCAGACGUUUGA